CGAGGGGAAGCGGGAACUUGAGGGGAGGAAACUUCCUUCCUGAGAGAUAACAGGAGGGGUACUGGGCGGAACGCUGACGUGUUUACGGGCUGUGAGGAGCCUCGGCGCCUUGCCUGGCAGCCUUGGUGGCGUGCGGGACUUUGCGUGCGGGCAGCGAGAGCCCCGCCGCCUGCCCGGCCCGCUCAGCUCCGUGCCCGGCUGCUGGCGGAGCUGCUGCUCGCUUAGCCGUCCCGUAACUCUGCGUUAGUUCGCAGCAGCCGUUCUCCAUAUCAUCAGUGCAGCUUUUUCUGCUACUGCCCCGCUGCUGACAAGUAAAGAGGCAGUAGCUAGACACUGAGAAGUAUUCAAGGCACCAAAAAGCAGACCCCGACCCAGCAGCCUGCUAACAAGCCUUGGGGAGAAUAAAUCAGUGCUUCAUAGGAGACUUUAAGGCCCAUGUGAGGAACUUCUGACUCAUCUUGUGUGAGGUUUAGACAAAGUGACCGUGAGAUUUGAAGGAAUAGAUCACUUGGUGUUGAAUCUAGUAACAGGACUAGUCCUACGGAUAGAUGUGCACGUGUUUUGUGAACGUGGAGCUCAGUGACCUGGGAAGAUAACGGAAGAUGUGAAAAGGAAACUUGACGACACCGUGUCUUUAGAGAAGAUCCGUGCUGAGUCAGUCUGAGAAAUGAAAAGCGUCAGAUCAGUGGAGAUCUAGCAUGUUGUAUAAGUUUUUAAAUCUAUUUUCUUAUAAUUUGAAGACUGAUCAAAACUGCGUGAGGCUUUAUGCCCUUAAAGAGAAGACUGUGCUAAGAGAGCAAGGACUUUGUUCUUAUUUAUAAACAUACUGUUUUGACAAGAGGCAUAGUAGAGCAGCACUGACACUGGUCAAAGUCAAAGCUGUCUAAUAGGAAAGCAAAGAUGCAGAGCACCUCGAAUUAUCUCUGGCUGUUGUCUGACAUUCUAGGACAAGGAGCUACCGCAAACGUUUUCCGGGGACGACAUAAGAAAACUGGGGAUUUAUAUGCUGUCAAAGUAUUUAACAGUAUAAGUUUCCUUCGUCCUGUGGAUGUUCAGAUGCGAGAGUUUGAAGUAUUGAAGAAACUGAACCAUAAAAACAUUGUCAAGUUGUUUGCUAUUGAGGAAGAGACAACAACUAGACACAAAGUGCUAGUUAUGGAAUUUUGUCCGUGUGGAAGUUUAUAUACAGUUCUAGAGGAACCAUCCAAUGCCUUUGGUUUGCCAGAAUCAGAAUUCUUAAUUGUGUUGAGAGAUGUAGUGGCUGGGAUGAAUCAUCUCCGGGAGAACGGAAUAGUGCACCGUGACAUCAAACCAGGCAACAUCAUGCGUGUUAUAGGUGAAGAUGGUCAGUCUGUCUACAAACUGACAGACUUCGGUGCUGCAAGGGAGCUUGAAGAUGAUGAGCAGUUUGUUUCUCUCUAUGGCACAGAGGAGUAUUUACAUCCUGAUAUGUAUGAGCGAGCAGUUUUGAGGAAAGAGCAUCAGAAAAAGUAUGGAGCCACAGUUGAUCUGUGGAGUAUAGGGGUGACCUUUUACCAUGCUGCAACGGGGAGUUUGCCUUUCCGACCCUUUGAAGGGCCUCGUAGAAACAAGGAAGUGAUGUAUAAAAUAAUCACUGGGAAGCCUUCUGGUGCUAUUUCUGGAAUACAGAAAGCAGCAAAUGGACCAAUUGAAUGGAGCUGGGAGAUGCCUAUUUCUUGCAGUCUUUCAAAGGGUCUGCAAGUACUGCUCACACCUGUCCUUGCAAAUAUUCUGGAAGCAGACCAGGAGAAAUGCUGGGGCUUCGAUCAGUUCUUUGCAGAGACGAGUGACAUACUGCACCGAAUCAUAAUCCACAUCUUUUCGCUCCAGCAGAUGACCUUGCACAAAGUUUAUAUUCACAGCUACAAUACAGCUGCUAUAUUUCAUGAUUUGGUCUACAAACAGACAAAGAUACCAUCUCAGAAUCAAGAACUUAUAUACGAAGGUCGGCGUUUGAUACUAGAACCUGGCAGACUGGCACAACACUUCCCCAGGACUACUGAGGAGAAUCCUAUCUUCGUAGUAAGCAGAGAGGCUGUGAACAUUGUUGGAUUAGUCUAUGAAGAAGUUCUGCUUCCUAAAGUGCAUCAACGUUAUGACUUGGAUGGGGAUGCCACUAUGGCUAAAGAAGUAACACGUAUCGUGUGUUAUGCCUGUAGAGUUGCCAGUUCUUUGCUGCUUUACCAGGAGCUGAUGCGAAAAGGAAUACGAUGGCUAAAUGAGAUAAUCAAGGAUGAUUACAAUGAAAUGGUUCAUAAAAAGACUAAGGUUGUCAUCAGACUGGAUUUCUGCAGCAGAAACAUUGAAAAAGCAGAGAAAAUAUAUGAGAAUUUAAUGCAGAUCAACUUGGAAUCAUCAGAAGUGGAUGAAAUUUCAGAGAUAAACACGAAAUUGUUGCGUCUCUCCAGCUCUCAGGGCACAAUAGAAACAAGUCUUCAAGAUAUCAAGACCAAACUUUCUCCUGGUGGUUUACUAGCUGACACCUGGGUGAAUCAAGAGGGCACACAUCCAAGAGACAGAAAUCCUGAAAGGCUGCAGACGCUGCUAUCUUCGAUCACAGAAAUUUACUAUCAGUUCAAAAAAGACAAACAAGAACGAAGGCUUCCCUAUAAUGAAGAACAAAUUCACAAGUUUGACAAGCAGAAGCUGUAUUUGCAUGCUACCAAAGCCAUAGCUCUGUUCAAAGAUGAGUGUGUCAGCAAGUAUGAUGCAUUUCUGGACAAGGCUGAGGACUGGACAAGGAAAAUGCUUCACACAAGAAAGCAGUUGCUGGCUCUCACCAACCAAUGUUUUGAUAUUGAAGAAGAAGUAUCCAAAUACCAGGAUUAUAUAAAUGAGUUACAAGAUGCUCUGCCUCAGAAAAUGUUUGCAGCUUCCACUGGGAUGAAACAUACCAUGAAUACAGUUUAUCCAAGUUCAAAUACAUUAGUAGAAAUGACUCUUGGUAUGAAGAAACUAAAGGAGGAAAUGGAAGGGGUUGUUAAAGAGCUGGCUGAGAACAAUCAUAUUUUGGAAAGAUUUGGUGCUUUGACUGCAGAUGGUGGCCUGAGGAAUGUGGACUGUAUCUAACUUUCAAAGGACCUGAAGAUUUGUACAUUUUUCAAAGGGAAAAAAUACUGUUGGGACAUUUUAAAGCAGAUAAUAAAUCUGUAUCCAGUUCUUUUUCUCUGCAACUGUAGUAUUAAAAAAAAAUGUAAAUAUGUAUAAUAUGUAAAUAUAGAAGAAAUAUAUAUCUUUUUUUGUCAGCGUUUAGGGUAGAAUUAAUUCUGGCAGGGAAUUUAAUUCUUGGAGGAUUUCUGACAUAGUCCAGAAGGCAAAAGUGUUGUUGGUGAAGUUGACAUUUGUUUGGUUUUAAUAUUGCCCCUUUUUCAGAAUGCAGUUUACUCGUUAUUGCAAGAGUAACCUAUAGAAGUCUAAAAAUCAUGAUUCAUCUUUAAAGAGUGUCUUGGAUUUCCUUUAACCACUCACAACAAGAAAGACAUAGAGGCCCUGGAGUGUGUCCAGAGAAGAGCAGUGAAGCUGUGAAGGGUCUGGUACACAAGUCUUAGGGGGAGAGGCUGAGGGAGCUGGGAUUGUUCAGUCUGCAGAAGAGGAGGCUCAGGGAGACCUUAUCGCUCUCUACAAUUGCCUGAAGGGAGGCUGUGAUGCAGUGGGGAUCAACCUCUUCUCCCAUGUAACAGUGACAGGACGAGAGGGAAUGGCCUCAAGUUAUGCUUGGAGAGGUUCAGGUUGGACAUUAGGAAAUACUUCUGUGAGAGAGCGGUGAGGCAUUGGCACAGGCUGCCCUGGUGGGUGGUGGAGUCAAUGUCCCUGGAGGUGUUCAAGGAGCAUUUUAGAUGUUGUACUGAGGGACAUGGUUAGUGGGAAAUACUGCUGAUAAGUGGACGGUUGGACUGGAUCAUCUUAGAGGUCUUUUCCAACCUUGGGGAUUCUAUGAUUCUGUGAUUCUAUUACUUUGGAAACUAGCUGAAUGACUCUAAUCAUCCCAAAACAGGAGAGCUGUUCUAAAUUAUCUCUCUUUAAAAAGUGUGAAUGGAGACUAAAAGCACAGACAGGACAGAGUGGAAACACAUUUGUCUUCAUGUGCCUAUUAGUUCUCUUUUGUGGGAAAAUAAUUUCACAGUAUUUUUUGUUUUUAAGUCCUUACCCAUAUUCAGUGCCACGUUGUCUGCUCUGUAUGUGGAAGUUUGAUACUGCAGGUGUCAGACUGAAUGUAGAAACUCCUUUUGUAGAGUACAGUACUUUUAGAGUGUUCCUGAAAUCUUGUUGCUCACUACAAGAGAAGUGGGUUCUUAAAAUAAAAUUGUUUUUUUUUCAGAGUCCUCUUUGUAGACAUUAUUUUUAAAGGUUAAAAACAGAUAUUACAGAGAUUUUUUAGGUGGUGAGUAGAAUAGAGAGCAUUAUGCCUCAGUGGUAACUGAACGUUAGAAAAAAUAAUGUAACCAGUCCAGAUCUUGGAAAAAUGAACCCACCCACUGCCAACUUAGGUAUUUUUCAACAUUACAUUGAUAACCCCUUGCAGUUUCAAAGGCUCUUAAUUUUGAAAGAAACUGAGUGUUAGUUGGAUAUGUGAUUCUCAACGUCCUUUAUACUGAAGCAAUCUGAAUAGGAAAGCUCAUUGUGGUAACAAUAUUGUCUGUGUAUUGAAAUACACGUGGCAUUCUUUUUUAUGGUUGAAACUGAUUUAUGUUCUACUAUGUUCAUUUUAAACAUGGCAGGUUUUAGUGUUGCUAAAUACAUUGGUGAUCUUAAUCCUGUUAAAAUUACUUUUAGAUAAAGUAAUUUUAACUAAGCACUAGCUAAAGAAGUAAUCAGUUCAUGAUUUACUGAUUACCUUCUUAUGAAAUCAAUAUACUUUUCCUGUUGAGGUGUGGCAUAUGAUACCAUGGAACUCUUGGCUCAUACUAAGUGUCCUGAUGCUAUCAGUCAUGCUACUGAUUUGCCAAAAGAAGUAAUAGAAAGUAAUAUAUGGUUCUUCCUCCUGAAGCUGGUUUGCUUUCUGGGGGGUUUAGCAUAGUAUAUUAAUUAUCUGUUACUCAAACAAAUCUGUCGUCAUAUGAAUUGUGAAAAUGCAUGAGUGAAUGACUUAAAUACAUCAUCAACCUCU
This is a messenger RNA of Tympanuchus pallidicinctus (lesser prairie-chicken), 5128 nucleotides long. It is a transcript of the gene TBK1, whose product is annotated as TANK binding kinase 1. The coding region runs from base 901 to 3090 and encodes 729 amino acids. Gene Ontology annotation, cellular component: cytoplasm. The transcript is spliced from 21 exons. The record is from RefSeq and is a predicted model, not a curated record. Gene Ontology annotation, molecular function: protein serine/threonine kinase activity; ATP binding. Gene Ontology annotation, biological process: peptidyl-serine phosphorylation. Lineage: Eukaryota; Metazoa; Chordata; Aves; Galliformes; Phasianidae.